CAACGAUCAGUAGUGCGUAGAAACUUGUGGAACUUGUCACGAUGAGCAGGAGAAUAGUACCCAGCAGCAGUGCCGCGUAAUGUAGUGUGCUCGGAAUCACGCCGAAUGCUGACUCUGUGUCCUCAUAAUGGGAGAACACCCAGUCCAGUCGGUACUGAGGAACGCAGCAUGACCACGUUCAUUCUCUUGAAUCAGUUGUGACCUUAUCAUUUUUGCAUUACCAUGGACAGCGAAGGCUCGCUUGGUUUUCUGCGAGGAGUAAAUGACCGACAUACGAAGGCAGCGUGUUCGUACGUGCAACUCCUCUUUCCUCUUCAGAAUCAUCCAGCCUAUACAGCUUCGAUCAGACGCACGAGCAGAUAUAACAGCAGACAUCGACAGCAGACUUCAACAGCUGGCCAGGGGCAACGCCAAGGUAGGAAAGCAAAGUCCCCAACAACAGACGAACGUCGCUUACGCCACUUGGCCGCUCUGCCCUACCUGGCGCCUUCGGAUUGCGCUUGCAGUUAUGGACGAGCAGGGCCGGAACAACCUCUGCUGCUUCCGGUUGGAGGCCAAGUUUUUCGAGCAGUUCGAGGAAGCCUUGAUAGCUUUCAUAAACCGGGACUUCGAGAGCAGUGAGACUAAUGGACCUUCGAAGCGCCAGCAAAGCGACUUUGCAGAUGGCUCGCAAUGCCAUCUGGCGCAUCCUUUGGCCUUGAUAGCGCUGAAUCAGAUCUGCGACAGCGCACAGUGCACUAGGCGCGAACGGCAGCUGUUGAGCGAAACAUAUACUAAUGGCGAGCAUUUGCUCGGCUUGGUCCCUGGACGAGGCCAGAAGAUGGUAUCAAGAGGGACUUCAAGUACUGAGGCACCACUCAUAUCACGUGACCGUAUUUCGUCUUUCCAUUUCGCCGAAGAAGACUCUCCAUCUCUGGGCGUUUCCUCGGGUUCCUGAGAUUCGGCUCGUCUGACGUUCGGGCCCACCGUCCAUCCUUUGCGCUAUGGGCGGGCGCGUCCGUUGGAGAGAGCGGAUAUCGUUGGGGGAGAAGCGACCAAUAUGGUACUCUUUGUGCGAACUUGCGGCUUCUCUUCCGCAAUACUUCCUGAAUACAUGCCGUUGACCAAGCGCAAGGCGUUCCAGAUCUUGUUCUCGCACCGGCUGGAACGGAUCAAAUGGUUUGAUUUACGUACAUUGCUGAUAUAUUACUUCAAGUCGUGUUAAGCGAUGGCAAACAAUCGCAAGAACAUCUCCACAUGUGAUGUGCGGGGAGUGUGACUUGUACAGUGCUGCUAAGAGGGAG
Messenger RNA from Baudoinia panamericana UAMH 10762, 1283 nucleotides. RefSeq lists its product as uncharacterized. Lineage: Eukaryota; Fungi; Ascomycota; Dothideomycetes; Mycosphaerellales; Teratosphaeriaceae. The record is from RefSeq and is a predicted model, not a curated record. The coding region runs from base 263 to 937 and encodes 224 amino acids. The transcript has 3 exons.